GAGACCAGGAACUGUGCCUGAAACCGCGAAACCGAAUAAAGUUCUGAUUUACAGUUCAUUUAACUAAAGUAUAAUAUACCGGGGUUUUAAAAAGUGUUGGAUAGCGCAAACGCUUAAGUACAGUUCACAUACAAUGUUGGUUAUUACCGACUUUUUUGGAGGUUCACGAUAGCCCCGCCCUUGUUGUGUCCUGAUUGGUAGACGGACUGAUGAGUUUGUGCCCCGAUUGGGUUCUGUCGGUUGUCUGUCACAGUAUUUGGCGCAAAGACGCGCCCCUGAGUUUCCGUUGUAAAUACAGACUGCAGCCUGGGAACGUGGACUUGAGUGGAAGAAAAUAGUUUUACAAGUGUCAUGGCAGAGUGGACCACCUACUAUCAGAAUGAAGAUGAGGUUGAGGGUGAAGAAGGGGAGGAGGGUGAAGCGGAUGUCCGGUACUCCGGCCGGGACAGUCUGAUCUUCCUGGUCGAUGCGUCUCAAUCGAUGUUCGAACGCGGGGAGGACGAUGAGAUGAGCCCCUUUGACAUGACUCUGCAGUGCAUUCGCAGUGUGUACACCAGCAAGAUCAUCAGCAGUGACAGAGACCUGCUGGCCUUGGUGUUCUUUGGGACAGCCGAGCACAAGAACUCCGUCCCCUUCAAGCAUGUCUACGUGUACCACGAUCUGGACACUCCAGGAGCCCGUCGUGUGUUAGACCUGCACAGUUUCCAGGGAGAGAAGGGGCAGACCCUGUUCCAGGAGACGCUGGGCUGCAGCGCCGACUUCUCCCUGCAGGAGGCGCUGUGGGUGUGCUCCAACCUGUUCAGCGACGUGAAGACGAGGCUGAGCCACAAACGGGUCAUGCUGUUCACCAAUCAGGACAACCCUCACGCGGAGGACAGCGGCAAGGCCAGGCUGGCACGCAGCAAGGCCAGCGACCUCCGAGACACCGGCGUGGUUCUGGACCUCAUGAACCUGCCGAAGCCGGGCGGGUUCGAUGUCUCGCUCUUCUACCGUGACAUCAUCACCGUGGACGAGGACGAGGGCGACCUGGGCCUGCAGCAGGGGGCUUCUGAGAAACUGGAAGACCUGCAAAGGAGGGUGCGGGCCAGGGAGAUGAAGAAGAGAGCGCAGGCCAGGCUGUCCCUGACUCUGGGGGAUGGGGUCUCCCUGGCAGUUGGGGUGUAUGUUCUGGUCCGCAGCGCCACCAAGCCCUACCCUGUCAGGCUGUACCGAGAGUCCAACGAGCAGGUCAAGACCAAGACUCGCUGGUUCCACGCGGAGACCGGAAGCCUGCUGCUGCCCAGCGACACCAAGAAAGCGCAGACCUACGGGAGCAAGCAGAUCGUGCUGGAGAAGGAGGAGACGGAGGAGGUAAAGAAGUUCGACGAGCCGGGGCUGGUUCUGAUCGGGUUCAAACCCCUGGAGCGGCUCGAGAGGCACCAUCACCUGAGACCGGCCCAUUUCAUCUACCCCGAGGAGAGCCAGGUCACAGGCAGCUCUAAGCUCUUCACUGCUCUGUUGAUGAGGUGUUUGGAGAGGAAGGUGUUUGCCCUGUGCCGGUACACCCCCCGCAGGAACACCCCUCCUCGAUUUGCAGCCCUGGUUGCUCAGUCAGAGGAGCUCGACAAGAACAGAGUACAGCUCAGCCCUCCAGGUUUCCAUGUGAUCUUCCUGCCCUACGCUGAUGAUAUCCGCUCCCUGGAUUACCCUGAAAAGACGUCCGCCAAACCAGAGCAGAUCGACAAGAUGAAGGAGAUUGUGCACAAACUGCGCUUCAAAUACCAGAGCGAGGCCUUUGAGAAUCCUGUGAUCCAGCAGCACUAUCGAAACCUGGAGGCGCUGGCCCUGGACCUGCUGGAGCCCGAGCAGAUAGAGGACCUCACCUUGCCGAAAGCAGAGAUGAUGGACCGCAGACUGGGUUCACUGGUUUCUCAGUUCAAGGAGCUGGUCUAUCCACCAGGCUACAAUCCCGAGGGCAAGGGAGCCCAAGUGAAACGCAAGUCUGCAGGGGACAGCGGUGGCGGCGGCGCUGAAAAGAAGCCUUGCGCGGAGGUUCCGGAGGAGGAGCUGCGGGCCCACGUGAAGAACGGCACCCUGGGAAAGCUGACCGUGCCGCUGCUGAAGGAAGCUUGCAAGCAGCUGGGCAUGCGGGUCACUGGCACCAAGAAACAAGAGCUGAUUGACACCCUCACAGCACACUUCAACAGAUGAACCAGCCACGCUGCCAACCAGCAACCCGCCAUACAGGAACCCCCCCAGCAAGAGACCGCCGCACCCCCUCUUUAAAGAUCUACAGUGGACUCUCUAUUCCAAACCAGAACUGGGGAGGUCCAGUUGCAACUGUACUUGUGUCAUUUGUAAUUGUAAUUACAAUGUCAUUGUAAUUGAACCUUGGCACAAUUGUAAUGAUCAUGUAAUGAAUCAUUUCCAGUUCAAUUACAAGCCUUUCCAAGCUCAGUCAUUCUCCUUUCCAUGUUGGGUUUUUCCGUUGAGUGAACAUUCGUAUUUUCAACCCCUGUUUGUUUGAGUAAGCGUUCCGUAGCGUGUUUCUGUAUUUGUACCUGUGAUGAUUACCGCUUGCUAGAAUAAACAGAGUAAACAUGUUAA
Acipenser ruthenus (sterlet) is the source of this 2586-nucleotide messenger RNA. RefSeq names its product X-ray repair cross-complementing protein 5. Gene Ontology annotation, biological process: cellular response to gamma radiation; double-strand break repair via nonhomologous end joining; cellular response to X-ray. Gene Ontology annotation, cellular component: nucleus; Ku70:Ku80 complex. The transcript is spliced from 13 exons. Gene Ontology annotation, molecular function: double-stranded DNA binding; damaged DNA binding; DNA helicase activity. NCBI's taxonomy places the organism in Eukaryota, Metazoa, Chordata, Actinopteri, Acipenseriformes, Acipenseridae. The coding region runs from base 352 to 2190 and encodes 612 amino acids. The record is from RefSeq and is a predicted model, not a curated record.